Hibiscus syriacus is the source of this 1169-nucleotide messenger RNA. RefSeq names its product UDP-galactose/UDP-glucose transporter 2-like. Lineage: Eukaryota; Viridiplantae; Streptophyta; Magnoliopsida; Malvales; Malvaceae. Gene Ontology annotation, molecular function: transmembrane transporter activity. The record is from RefSeq and is a predicted model, not a curated record. Bases 105 to 1169 code for a protein of 354 amino acids. The transcript has 7 exons. Gene Ontology annotation, cellular component: Golgi membrane; endoplasmic reticulum membrane. Gene Ontology annotation, biological process: transmembrane transport.
AUGUUUUCUGGGAUUUGCUCCGAUUCUUUGGUUGUGGGGUUGAAUUUAUUUUGUAGGAGUUAGAGGUUUUUGUAAAAUAAACAAGCGGGAAUAUUUGAAUAGAGAUGAAAAACGAGGAUCAAACAAGGUUUCUGUUUGGAAUUUCGCUCACAGACAGACCGAAAUGGCAACAGUUUCUUAUUUGCUCAUCUGGGUUCUUCUUUGGUUACCUUGUUAAUGGCGUUUGUGAGGAAUAUGUUUAUAAUAGGCUUCAAUUCAGUUUUGGAUGGUAUUUUACAUUUAUACAAGGAUUUGUUUACCUGAUACUGAUACGGCUUCAAGGGUUUACUAUGAAACAAAUGGUGAAUCCAUGGAAGACAUAUGUGAAACUAUCUGGUGUUCUCAUGGGUUCUCAUGGAUUAACCAAGGGUUCAUUGGCUUACCUUAACUAUCCUGCGCAAAUUAUGUUUAAAUCUACAAAGGUUCUGCCAGUUAUGAUUAUGGGUGCUUUUGUUCCUGGACUGAGAAGGAAAUACCCAUUUCAUGAAUACAUCUCAGCUUUGCUUCUUGUGGUUGGUCUUAUCCUUUUCACCUUAGCUGAUGCCCAGACAUCUACAAAUUUUAGCAUCAUUGGUGUUAUAAUGAUUACGGGUGCUUUAAUCAUGGAUGCCUUUCUGGGUAAUUUUCAAGAAGCCAUUUUCACCAUGAAUCCGGAAACAACACAGAUGGAGAUGUUGUUUUGCUCAACUGUAGUUGGGAUUCCUUUCUUACUUGUGCCAAUGGUUCUAACUGGAGAGCUCUUGAAGGCAUGGAAUUCUUGUUCUCAACAUCCGUAUGUGUAUGGGGUGUUAGUGUUUGAAGCCAUGGCUACAUUCAUUGGUCAAGUAUCUGUUUUAUCCCUGAUUGCCAUUUUCGGUGCCGCAACGACUGCCAUGAUAACAACUGCUAGAAAAGCUGUAACUCUGUUGUUGUCAUACAUGAUAUUUACAAAGCCGUUAACCGAACAGCACGGUUCGGGGCUGUUGCUGAUAUCCAUGGGAAUCAUAUUGAAGAUGUUGCCGGAAAGUAAACCAGGACCAAGGGUUCAAAGAUCAAAUGGAAACGCCAUGAUGCAACCAAAAGCCUCUUCUAAAGAAGUGGCAAGUGUAGAAGAUGAUGGAGAAGAAGAACAGAGAAAACCCCUAGUCUGA